This is a messenger RNA of Brassica oleracea var. oleracea, 324 nucleotides long. RefSeq names its product protein argonaute 14-like. The transcript has a single exon. The coding region runs from base 1 to 324 and encodes 107 amino acids. The record is from RefSeq and is a predicted model, not a curated record. Lineage: Eukaryota; Viridiplantae; Streptophyta; Magnoliopsida; Brassicales; Brassicaceae.
AUGUCUGGAAUUGGUAGAUCCGUGAAAGGUCGCGGUGGUGGUGGUGGUGCGAGUCGCGGUGGUGGUCGUGGUGCCACUCGUGGUGGGAGUCAAGAUGGUGGCGUUUGUAGCUCUUCCGGAAGAAUUUACUUCGCCUCGAACCCUAGCACUUCUAAUUCAAGAAACUCGGUGUCUGCCCCGGAGAAUUCACCGCCUUCAGAGACUCUGCGUCAGUCCCCCCCCGUGUAUGCUUCUUCACCGACUCGUGAUGGUUCUUCUUCCCCGACGGAACAGCACCCGCAUCAAACUCAAAACCCACUUUUCCUCCCCCUCAAAAUCCGAUGA